Molecule: messenger RNA, 2447 nt
Organism: Cherax quadricarinatus
Lineage: Eukaryota; Metazoa; Arthropoda; Malacostraca; Decapoda; Parastacidae
Biological process (GO): sulfur compound metabolic process; N-acetylglucosamine metabolic process
Molecular function (GO): N-acetylglucosamine 6-O-sulfotransferase activity
Source: RefSeq, a predicted model, not a curated record
UAUAUGUGCCUGCUCUCACUCUUACCAUUCCCACGUGUUAUAUUUCUAUUUUAUUUUUUAUGAACAUUUGUAUUUUUUCUUGUAACGUUAUAAAGAAUUAAUGAAGGAGAGCUGAGGCGCCACUACCCACAAGUGUUGCAGUUCAUUAUACUAAUUCUUCUGACUAAGGAGUCGUGAUGGUUCCGGGUGUGAGGAAGAAACAUUGGUUGCUGUUAUCUCUCUCCAUCACUGGCGUGCUGGUGCUGCUGAUCUUCACUGUCAACCCUCUCAACAAUACCACCGCUUUUCUGCCUGCAGAGGCUGAGGUGGGAUUUCUUCGUCGACGGAUUGCCAACGACGACAGUGUUGGAGGGACGGGAGCCCGCAUCUCACACCCAGGACUGCAGUCUUCUCUGCACUCCAGCAACCAAUAUCCUCCACCUCAACACUCUACAUCACCAUCACCACAAACACCACCACCACCACGUACGCCUUUUCAUCUGACCAAGGAAAAGAGGGAGGAACUAGCCAGACAAGGUGUCCUGCUUAUUGAGGAUGAGGAGGAUGUAACAACUAAUGAUCCACGACAGCUUCAUGUUGAUGACAAGCAUCAACAAACACAGCAGCAACAGCCACAACAAAAACAAAAACAACCAUCACGACAGUCAAAACCAAAGCAACAAAAAAUAAAGGACAAACAUUUACAAAAUGAUGAGGGUAGCCAGCAUAAACAAUGGCUGCAUCAAAUUGAUAUACAACAUAAAGAAUUCCUCAAACAACAACACAAGCUACAGGAGCAUCAUCUCCGCCAGACACAGCUGCUGCAACAAAAGCUGCAGCAGCAGGAAACUACAGGGCAACAUGUUAGCCCUGACAGGGUUGUCCCCCUACCAGGCGAGGCUCGCAACUCUAGCAAGGCUUUCAUGUCAAAGGUGUCACAGACAAACCAGGAUUCUUCUGCCACGAACAUUGUCUUGAACAAGAAGGCACUUCCUCCACUGCCUCACAUAUCUUAUGACAACCUUAAGAAACAAGGAGAAAAUAUUAUCCGUCACAUUGUUAGAAGAGAAUACAUGACUGUUAAAAAAGAUAUCAACUUCAUUCCCGGGGAAAUGGUUGAACCUUCCCAGGUGCGAAGAGCAAUUAUCUUGUCCACUUGGCGGAGUGGCUCAUCCUAUCUAGGUGACCUGAUUAAGGCCUACCCAGGAACGUUCUUUAGUUUUGAGCCACUUCAUCGUCUUCUAAAAAAUCUUCACUUAGAGGAAGGCCCUUUGGUUGAAGAAGUGGUAAGACUUCUCAGAGCCAUCUUGACUUGUGACUACAGUCAACUAGAUGCCCAUGUAAAUUAUCUGCGCGAAGCUACCUACCUCCAGGAGCGCAAUACUCGACUGUGGAACUCCUGUGCGUUGAAUAGAGCUCUAUGCUUCGACAAAGAUUAUAUAUCAAAAGUUUGCAGAUAUAUGCCACUUAAUGUGGUAAAGACAGUGCGGAUGGGUCUUUCACCAGUGGUAGAGCUACUGCAAGACCCAAGCUUAAACCUUUAUGUGGUUCAUCUGGUGCGAGACCCCCGUGGCUGCCUCCACUCUCGCAUGCAGAUUGACUGGUGUCUCUCUGACGCUUGUAGCAAUCCUGAAACUGUCUGCAAAGAUCUUUUAACAGACCUCACACUCUCCAAGUGGGUCAAGGAAAACUUUCCUGACAGAUACUUAAUGGUGCGUUAUGAAGACCUGGGUCUGAGACCGGAAGUGAAGGCGCGGGAGAUCUUCAAUUUCCUGGGUGUCUCAUACAACAAGUAUGUGUCAGUGUUCAUCAGAGAACACACUAGUGGUCCCAAACUUAGGUAUGAUAAUGCCUACAGCACCUUCCGUAACUCUAAAGCCACCAUAUUUGCCUGGCGUCGAGCACUCAACUACACUACAGUGGAAGCUAUACAAGAAGUGUGUGAACAGCCUUUACAACGACUUCACUUGAGAAUAUUUCGCACUGAAGAAGAAUAUCUCAACACUACUAUCCCAGUGUUGCUGACGUAAUACACUUGAGAAUAUUCCACAAUGAGGAGGAAUGUCUUAAACACUACGUAUUAUGCUAGUGCUAUUAACUACUAUUCCUGGGGGAGCGCUAAAGUCGUAGGGGUCAUACAGUGCCUGGGGAGAAACGAGAGGUAAUCUAGUUCAAUUCAAGGAAGGGGAAGAUAGUUCCAUUUCCUUGGAUCAAAAGCCUGUAUCAAGACACCUUGAAGGGAAGAGUAUCAAGUGGAGAUUUAUUUGUUGGCACCAUCAUUCAAAUUCGUUUUGUUUUUAAUUCUGCAAUACAUAUAUAUAUAUAACUCAUGGAGGUGCAGGCAGCUUGACUUUUGUGGUUGUAGCUCCCUCGUUCUGACGCUUGCAUGUGUGAACAUUAUUAAAAUUAUUAUUACAAUUAUUACACAAAUAACCCGCACAUAAAAGAGAGAAGCUUACGACGACGUU